Messenger RNA from Ochotona curzoniae (black-lipped pika), 2448 nucleotides. It is a transcript of the gene ELFN1, whose product is annotated as extracellular leucine rich repeat and fibronectin type III domain containing 1. The record is from RefSeq and is a predicted model, not a curated record. Bases 1 to 2448 code for a protein of 815 amino acids. NCBI's taxonomy places the organism in Eukaryota, Metazoa, Chordata, Mammalia, Lagomorpha, Ochotonidae. Gene Ontology annotation, cellular component: plasma membrane. Gene Ontology annotation, molecular function: protein binding. The transcript has a single exon.
AUGGCAGGGCGUGGGUGGGCCGUGCUGUGGGCGUGUGCGGUGGCCGCAGCCCUGCUGCAGCGGGGCGGGCUGGCGCGCGGGGACUGCUGGCUCAUCGAGGGCGACAAGGGCUUCGUGUGGCUGGCCAUCUGCAGCCAGAACCAGCCCCCGUACGAGGCGAUCCCGCAGCACAUCAACAGCACCAUCGUGGACCUGCGGCUCAACGAGAACCGCAUCCGCAGCGUGCACUACGCGGCGCUCAGCCGCUUCGGCAACCUCACGUACCUCAACCUCACCAAGAACGAGAUCGGCUUCGUGGAGGAUGGGGCUUUCGCCGGCCAGUUCAACCUGCAGGUGCUGCAGCUCGGCUACAACCGGCUGCGCAACCUCACGGAAGGCAUGCUGCGGGGGCUGGGCAAGCUCGAAUACCUCUACCUGCAGGCCAACCUCAUCGAGGUGGUCAUGGCCAGCGCCUUCUGGGAGUGCCCCAACGUGGUCAACAUCGACCUGUCCAUGAACCGCAUCCAGCAGCUCAGCGGCGCCACCUUCGCCGGGCUGGCCCGCCUCUCGGUGUGUGAGCUCUACAGCAAUCCCUUCUACUGCUCCUGCCAGCUGCUGGCCUUCCUGCGCUGGCUGGCCGUCUUCAGCAACGCCACGCAGGCCUACGACCGCAUGCAGUGCGAGUCGCCUCCCGUCUACUCGGGCUACUUCCUGCUGGGCCAGGGCCAGCAGGGGCAGCGCAGCAUCCUGCGCAAGCUGCAGUCCGUGUGCACCGAGGACCCCCACGUGCCCGAGGGCGCCGGCCCCGGGGGACCCCGCCUGGCCCCGCCGCCGCCGCCCCCGCCGCCCCCGCUGCCCGAGCCCAGCGACCCGCCCUGCCCCGAGGACGACUGCUUCUCCGGCGACGGGGGCGGCGGUCCCGGCGGCACCACGCCGCUGGUGGCCCUGCCCACGCUGGCCCCCCAGCCCGAGGCCCGGCCGCUGCUCAAGGUGAAGCAGCUGACGGCCACCUCGGCCACCCUCACCGUGCAGCUGCCCAGCCCCUUCAACCGCGUGUACACGCUGGCGCUCUUCAACCGCAGCAAGGCGUCCACCGUGGCCAGGCUGACCAGGGCGCACGAGGACAUCCGCCUGGCCAACCUGCACGCGCUCACCAACUACACCUACUGCGUGGUGUCCACCAGCUCCGGCCUGCAGCACAACCACACCUGCGUCACCCUGGGCCUGCCCAAGCCGCCCGGCCCCGCGCCGGGCCCCGGGCCCAGCCCCUCCACAGCCACCCACUACAUCAUGACCAUCCUGGGCUGCCUGUUCGGCAUGGUGCUGGUGCUGGGCGCCGUCUACUGCUGCCUGCGCAGGCGCCGGCGGCCCGAGGCCCAGCACAAGAAGGCGGUGGCCGCGGCGGCGGCGGCGGGCAGCCUCAAAAAGACCAUCAUCGAACUCAAGUAUGGGCCCGAGAGGGAGGCGCCCGGCCUGGCCCCGCUGCCCCAGGGCCCGCUGCUGGGCCCGGAGGCGGUGACCCGCAUCCCGUACCUGCCCGUGGCGCCCGGCGGUGGCGAGGCCGAGCAGUACAAGCUGGCCGACAGCGGCGACGCGCCCAAGGUCAGCAAGGGCAACUACAUGGAGGUGCGCAGGGACUGCGAGCCGGGCCGGCCGGGCGCCGAGAGCCAGAGCUCCGUGGCCGAGAUCUCCACCAUCGCCAAGGAGGUGGACAAGGUCAACCAGAUCAUCAACAACUGCAUCGACGCGCUCAAGUCCGAGGCCACGGCCUUCCAGGGCAAGGCCGCCGAGCCGCCGCCGCUGCUGCUGGCCGAGCCGCUGGCCGCCAAGCACGGCGGCUUCCUGGCGCCCGUGUACCAGGAGGCCUUCGGCCACGCGGGCCUGCAGCGGCUCCACGGCGACGGCGCGCCCGGGCCCCCGCGGGGCAGCGCCUCGGCCGCCAGCUCCGCGCGCAGCCCCCGCGCCUUCCGCGCCGACGCCGCCGAGGCCAAGUACGCGGAGAAGGGCUCCCCGGGGGCGGCGGCCGACGCGGCCAUCCUCACCGUGACGCCCGCGGCCGCCGCGCUGCGCGCCGAGGCCGAGAAGGGCCGGCCGCACGGCGGGCACCGGCACUCGUACCCCGGCCCGCACCCCGCCGAGCCGCCGCCGCCGCCGCGCCCCGAGAGCCUGGCGGGCCGCAAGGCGUCCAUCCUGGAGCCGCUGACCCGGCCGCGGCCGCGCGAGCUGGCCUACUCGCCGCUGUCGCCGCAGUACCACAGCCUCAGCUACUCCUCCAGCCCCGAGUACGCCGGCCGGGCGGCGCAGACCAUAUGGGAGCGCCUCAGACUCAGCCGGCGCCGCCACAAGGAGCGCGGCGAGUUCCUGGCGGCCGGCCACGCGCUGCGCAAGAAGGUGCAGUUCGCCAGGGACGAGGACCUGCACGACAUCCUGGACUACUGGAAGGGCGUGUCGGCCCAGCACAAGUCCUGA